CGGGCUUCAUUCAUAUCAGUUGUUCCCACAGACGAAAAGUCAGCCAUUAGUUCUCAUGGUUGAACAAUCAAUAACAAAUACUUACGUCAGACUUCAAAUCAAACUCGUCCCUUCUUCAAACUUCGUCGUCAAUCCGAAUUCUCCAGACUGUACGGACUCGCACACAGCCGGCGUCGGCCACCCUCAUUUCAAACCCCCCCCUCUCUCUCUCUCUCUCUAUCUCUCACCACUCCCAUGUCAAAACACCAUAUCCACCUCCCUCUGAUGACCACCCCAACCCCAAUCUCUCUCCUCCCCCUCCCCAACUCCAAAUUCACGUCAAUCCCCACCGAUGUCACCACCACCACGACCACCUUCUCUCCCCUCCUCUAAAAUCACCACCAAUCUCACUGACUCUCCGUCCACUCCCUCUCCCCCACCCUCCACCCCAUCUUCUCUCUCCUCCUCUUCUGAUAUGUUGAAUUACCUCUGGAUCCCUUUCUUAAUAGCUCUCUCUAGGGAACUCACUUCCGCAAAGGCUCAAUCGACAAUUCUCUUACCCACUGUGUCCGCUCCGAGUUGUCCCGCACCUGACCCGAAGCUCAAUUACCGUCCGGUCAUCGGAAUUGUGAGCCAUCCUGGCGAUGGCGCCUCCGGUCGACUCAACAAUGCGACCAACGCGUCGUAUAUCGCGGCAUCCUAUGUGAAGUUCGUCGAAUCGGCCGGUGCUAGGGUGAUUCCUCUUAUCUACAACGAGCCUCCAGAGAUUCUUUACAAAAAGCUCAAUCUUGUGAAUGGUGUCCUGUUCACUGGCGGGUGGGCUAAAAGUGGGCUCUACUUUCAGGUUGUUGAGGCAAUUUUCAAGAAAGCUCUGAAGAAGAAUGAUGCAGGAGACCAUUUCCCUGUACUCGCCAUUUGCUUAGGUUUUGAACUUCUAACGAUGAUCAUCAGCAAGGACAAAAACAUUCUGGAAGAAUUUAGUGCAGCAGAUCAAGCGUCUACUCUCCAAUUCAUGAACAACAUAAAUAUAGAAGGAACAGCGUUUCAAAGAUUUCCUCCAGACUUGCUUAAAAAGUUGAGCAUAGAUUGUCUUGUGAUGCAAAAUCAUCAUUAUGGUAUAUCACCAGAGAAGUUUCAAGAGAACGUGGAUCUAUGCAGUUUCUUUGAGGUCUUAACAACUAGUGCCGAUGAAAACAAUGAGGUCUAUGUCUCCUCAGUUCAAGCCCACAGCUAUCCUGUAACUGCUUUCCAGUGGCAUCCAGAGAAAAAUGCAUUUGAAUGGGGCUUAUCAAUGAUUCCACACUCAGAGGAUGCUGUUCAAGUGACUCAACAUGUUGCAAAUUUUUUUGUAAGUGAGGCUAGGAAGUCAUUAAACAGACCACCUGUUCGAACAGUGCUUGACAACCUCAUUUACAAUUACAGUCCUACUUAUUGUGGGAAGGCUGGGAAAGGGUACGACGAGGUUUACAUCUUCACUUAGUCUUUUGACCCUGUAUUCUUUGGAAGUGUUUGUAACAGUGUAAAUGGUCGUGACAAUUAUGUCGGAGUUCUUAAUAUUUCAAUACCUUGUAAGAUCAUGCGAUAGGUUACGUAAUUAUCAAAUUAAACACUUUAAGAAGUUUGAUUGGUUAUAUAUAAUAAAGAUCUAUUGUUAUGAAUU
This is a messenger RNA of Ilex paraguariensis (yerba mate), 1639 nucleotides long. Lineage: Eukaryota; Viridiplantae; Streptophyta; Magnoliopsida; Aquifoliales; Aquifoliaceae. The record is from the annotation of a GenBank genome assembly.